Molecule: messenger RNA, 1078 nt
Organism: Symbiodinium necroappetens
Lineage: Eukaryota; Dinophyceae; Suessiales; Symbiodiniaceae
Source: the annotation of a GenBank genome assembly
GUCGGCUGAGCUUGGUUAUCAACUUGAGGUGGCAGAGCAGGUUCUUCGUUUUACCAACUCAGCGGCAAACUUCCAGGCACGUGAGCUCAGCAUCUUGCUGCGCUCCCUGCAGCGUACGGACAUGCCAAAGCGAGCUCCGUGGUGGCUGGACAUCCGCGCAUGUAGGAGGCGGUCACAGCUCCCGUGGCAGCAGCUACCGCUUGCCAAGGUGUUUGCAGAAACCGAUGGACUGGAUGACCUUGCCGUGCGCGCAUUCCUAUCAAGAUUGAGCUGGGCGCUGGCUGGCAUGCGCUUGUCCCCUGCAGAUGCAUUCAUGAAGCUGGACUCUGAUCGGAGUGGGUCAAUUGACCACAGAGAGCUGACAAAGGGCUUGGAGUGGCUUGGUCUUCGAAAGGCAGUAGCGAACAACACCCGCUGGGCAGAGCACAUUGCCAAAAUCUUCCAGGUGAUGGAUGCCGACGGGGACGGCCUCUUGUCUCUGAACGACUUCAAGGGCGCCCUGGAGUUGGACGAUCAGGACUGGGAAAGCGUUCCUGCGGCGUCUGUCAUGCGACCAGGGAUGGACUUGCCACUUUCGUCCCGGCCCCCGAUGCCGACAGUUCUACAGCCACCAGGCAAGGAACCAGCCAAGCUGAGCCAGAGGGACACCAGGUGGCUGCCCAGCGGCCGCUUCCGCUUCAAGUGGCAGUGUCAUGGAGACUUCGGUGAAGUAUGGAACACGCAAGGCACUCUGGCAGAGAGGAAGCUGUCAAUAUGGAAGCCAACGAAGCUUCGCACGAAGAACCCCGACAUUCGAGGCCCGCAAGUGAAGCAACGACUUUGUUUUGGCGAUGUCGCUGUCGCCGGCACCAAGAAGCCAGCACAUGUUGGUAUGCUCGAGGUUUUUGAUCAAGAAGAGAGUGGCUGGUUUCACUCAGGGGACUAUUCCGGCUUGGAAGCAUUUCUUCAAGCAGUUCUACCCCAUCCAGUGAGAUACCGGAAGGCAUGGUCUCAAGUUGCGAGCGAAAACCAGCUCCACCUUUGGAGGCCGAUUCCACCAUCCACGGACUUCAUCGCCAUCGGACUGGUGGCAACUGAG